Molecule: messenger RNA, 2043 nt
Organism: Dalotia coriaria
Lineage: Eukaryota; Metazoa; Arthropoda; Insecta; Coleoptera; Staphylinidae
Product: glucose dehydrogenase [FAD, quinone]-like
Exons: 2
Coding region: 60-1934 (624 amino acids)
Molecular function (GO): oxidoreductase activity, acting on CH-OH group of donors; flavin adenine dinucleotide binding
Source: RefSeq, a predicted model, not a curated record
ACAAGUUUCAGUCUGAUUUCAUUUUCAUUAAGUUGCGGGUCUUCCGAUGCUCCACACACAUGGUGUGGACGCUAACCAUGGUGGUCAACAUCGUGUUUAUUUGUGCUGUGAUUAUAAAUUUUGCGAAUUGUGAUGAUACACCUCCGCCAAUAUGGCAGACAUUAUCACUGUUCAACCCGGUUGAGAAUUUCAUCAGUGCGAACACACCAGCUGAAGAAUCCAGUGAUUUCGAAGAGUUUUAUGAUUUUAUCAUCAUAGGAGCCGGAAGUGGUGGAUCGGUCCUUGCGAAUCGCCUUACAGAGAAUACCAAUUGGACUGUGUUGCUGCUGGAAGCAGGUACCAAUGAAAACUUCAUCUCGGAUAUACCUUUAAUGGCGGCUUUCCAAGCCUCGACCCAAUAUAACUGGGGAUAUAAAAACGAACCUCAACCCGGGGCUUGUUUAGGGUCUAAGGACCAAAGGUGUAAUGCUAUCAGAGGUAAAGCAUUAGGAGGUACCUCAGUUGUAAACUUUUUGAUUUAUACACGUGGUAACCCAGGAGAUUACGAUAGUUGGGCCAACUUAGGCAACCCUGGAUGGUCUUAUAAUGAAAUACUUCCUUAUUUUAUCAAAUCAGAAGACUGUUCGGGUUGUAAGAACAUAGAUACAGAUUAUCAUGGGUUUCAAGGUACCCUCAAGAUUGAAAACCCUAGAUUAAAGUCUCCUUUACUCAAAAAAUUCCUCAGAGCCGGGCAGGAGUUGGGUUAUGAUAUUACAGACCCCAAUGGUCAUCAACACAUAGGGUUCUCCGAAGCGCAAGCCACCAUGAACCGAGGGAGAAGGUGUAGUGCCGCCAAAGCCUUUCUAGGACCAGAAAUUCGUCAAAGACCCAAUCUACAGAUAUCAACAAGGACCAGGGUGGUUAAAAUCCUUUUCGAUGACCAAAAACGUACCACAGGAGUAGAAAUAAUCAAAAACCGACAGAAAUUCAUCAUAAAAACCAGAAGAGAGGUUAUAUUAUCAGCAGGUGCGUUUAACUCCCCACAAUUACUAAUGCUAUCAGGGAUAGGCCCUCGACCACACCUGAAAACCCUCGGAAUACCACCUAUUCAAGACCUCAAAGUAGGAUAUAACCUUCAGGACCACAUCUCUUUCUCCCACUUGUUAUUCUUGGUCAAUGAAAGUAUAACCGUCAGUGAUACACUUGUACAGAACCCUCGCCACGUCCUGAAUUACCUCCUCAAUGGAGAUGGACCUUAUUCCAUACCAGGUGGUGCCCUGGGUAUAGGCUUCCUCCAAAGUGGAUUCAACCACUUUGGGAGGGAUUAUCCUGAUCUAGAAUUGGUCCUGGGAGCAGGGGGAUUAAACGGGGAUACCAUGGGUACCCUCAGGAGGUUAUUAAGACUCCCUGAAGAAACCUAUAGAAAAGUCUAUUCUCCCGUGGUGAAUAUACCAGGAUUUUCAAUAGCUACGGUUAUGUUGAGACCCAAAAGCAUAGGUAGGGUUAUGUUGAAGGACAAGAACCCUUUACACUGGCCCGCAAUCCACGGCAACUAUUUCUACGAAAGUGAAGAUCUUGAUGUUCUCAUAGAAGGAAUAAAGAAGGCAAUAAAAUUGGUGAAUUCCGAAGCGUUCAAAGAUGUCGGCGCGAGGUUACACGAUAUACCGCUACCCGCCUGUCAGCACCUAGCGUUCGCUAGUGACAACUACUGGCGCUGCGCGCUACGCCACCUAGCGACUAGCCUCGGACAUCCAGUAGGAACCUGUAAAAUGGGCCCGGAUACAGAUCCCGAUGCUGUGGUGGAUUUUAGAUUACGUGUCAAAGGAGUGACAGGAUUACGCGUUGUAGACGCGUCAAUUAUGCCGCAUAUCGUCGCAGGACACACAAAUAGUGUUGUAAUGAUGAUUGGUGAAAAAGCAGCUGAUUUAAUCAAAGAAGAUUGGACUUACUACUGAUAAAUAUGUGAUAGUAAAUGUAUAUUAUUAUUUUAAUGAUUAAAAUUAGGUUAUGUAUGUUUGGUUGCAUACAAUGAGAAAAUAAAGUCUUUAUCGUGAUUACUUUUAA